This is a messenger RNA of Notolabrus celidotus (New Zealand spotty), 1682 nucleotides long. RefSeq names its product SH2 domain-containing protein 7-like. Gene Ontology annotation, cellular component: cytoplasm. The record is from RefSeq and is a predicted model, not a curated record. NCBI's taxonomy places the organism in Eukaryota, Metazoa, Chordata, Actinopteri, Labriformes, Labridae.
CGCAUUUGAAUGAUUUCUGAAAUGACUCCAGGUUCAAACCAGAGCCUGCCAAUCUCCAGGAAAGGGAUUGAAAGGAAUUGCUUUGUGAAGAACAAACACACACCACAAUCUGAAAGGAUCUUACACUUUUCAGGUUCAGGAACGAAGGAACAAAGAAAAAAAUCUCCCAGCUUCAGAACCUGCCUGGCAUUUUGCUUCAAGGACCGGGUGAGGAUGGAACAAAGGGAAUCAUCAGUGGACUCAUACUCCGAAAAGACUUACGGGAGACUGAGGGAACUGGCCUCAAAGUGGUUCAUAGAGACUCAAGUGCCAUUCAUCGCCCACAAUGGAUUCUUCCCUUCAUGGUUUCUGGGCUUUAUCACGAGACGAGAUGCUGAAGAGAUACUCAGAGAAAAGGAGCUGGGCUGUUUCCUGAUCCGCCUCAGUGAUAAAGCCAUUGGAUACAUACUGUCUUAUAAAGGCAGGAACCGGUGUCGGCAUUUUGUGAUCAACCAAAGUGCAUCAGGGCAGUUUGCUGUCUGUGGAGACACCGCCGGACACGACACAAUCUUUGACUUAAUAGAGUACUACAAGACCACUUCCAUUCAGCCGUUUGGAGAAUUGCUGACAUCUUCGUGUUUUGAGGCGCUGAAUGAAGGUCUGUAUGAUAUCAUCAAGGUUAGCCCGAAAGAAAAACCUGCUGCCACCAUCAGAGAUGUGAAAAAUGAGAAAAAACAACAGUCAGAGCAGCCUCCUACAAGGCCACCAAAAACUGUCAGGAUACCAGAGGAGGUACCACCCUUGCCUCGCAGGAGCAGAAACCUUGAUGCUGCCCCGCUAAACAACCGGGAUGUUUUAUAUGCUCAGCUCAGGAAACAGUCACCCAGGGAGAAACCAAGAUCCCAACACCUCCCUCAGGACAAUACAGAAGCAUUUAAGGACAUGAGUACUGUUACUUCUCUGUCUGGACCUGGCUCUGUUUACCCUCAGCUGAGCCUGCUGGACAGCAAGAGCAGAUCUUUACCUCUUCUGGAUGACAGCUCUUAUGGAGAGAAGUCUUACAGGCUGAGUGCACCUCCACACACGCCACCAAGACUUUCCUCAAGGCCUGCCGGACAAGGAGGGUCCUGCAGCCCAAAGCAAGAGACGACAGACGUGUGCAGCAGGCCGAGAAGCUGCCACAGCCUGGAGCUCCAAAGUGACGGUGCUGUUUAUCACCUGGCUGGCAGGCCUGGUAGUCCUCAUACUGCAGCAUCUGAGCCAAGGUCAAUGAUAUCAGAGCACCACCAUGAGUCAGUGUAUGCUGAGGUCACCACUGAUGCUCUGGUUUGCCAGAACCUUCGUUGUAAUCCGUACGAGCUGAUUCCUGAAAAUGAAAACUCUGACCAACCCAACAGCAACACUUAUGAGCCUCUUGAGGACAUCAGACCCAAAAAUAACCACUGCUCCUGGGGGUUAAAGAACGACAAGUGGAAAUGGCUGUUCCCUGACGUCAAGAGAAAGUGGUGAAAACAUUGCCCUGUAAGGACCUCAAGAAAUAUUAACUAAUUUUGCUUUAACACUAAUAUCUGGACUUUCAAAUAACUAACAACCGCCACUUUUUCAAAUGACUGGCAUGUGCCCACUUGUUCAUAACUUAUAAAAUUAUUAUUCUAUGUAUUUAUUUAAAAUGAUGAUGCAGUAACAUUCACUUUUACACAUUA